Nothobranchius furzeri (turquoise killifish) is the source of this 2832-nucleotide messenger RNA. RefSeq names its product phosphoglucomutase 2-like 1 (gene pgm2l1). NCBI's taxonomy places the organism in Eukaryota, Metazoa, Chordata, Actinopteri, Cyprinodontiformes, Nothobranchiidae. Gene Ontology annotation, molecular function: magnesium ion binding; intramolecular phosphotransferase activity; glucose-1,6-bisphosphate synthase activity. The record is from RefSeq and is a predicted model, not a curated record. Gene Ontology annotation, biological process: carbohydrate metabolic process. Gene Ontology annotation, cellular component: nucleus.
CAGACGUGGCCACCUACAUCAGCGGCAGCAGAGCAGUGGAGCCGACGCACCGCCGGUGGGCGCGUGGUGUCCGGUUAAAGUGGCGAGCUGAGGCCACCGUGAGGACCAACCGGACACCUGUUCGCCCUCGUCUGAUAGCCGAGCGCCGUUUACUGCUGUCCGUUAGCAUGGCGGACACCACAGACACCGGGGGCCAGAGCCGGACGGUUACCGGUGACCCGCAGCUGGACACCGCGGUGCAGCAAUGGCUAACCUGGGACCGGAACCCCAGGACUCGGGCUCAGGUGGACUCUCUGGUGGCCGCGGGCCGUCUGGAUGACCUGAGGUCCAGGUUCUGCAGCAGGUUGAGCUUUGGAACAGCUGGGCUCAGAGCCCCCAUGGGAGCAGGCUUUAACCGGAUCAAUGAUCUCACUGUCAUCCAGUCCACCCAGGGUCUGCACGCGUACCUGUGCAGAUGUUUUGCUGACUUCAACAGCAGGGGCGUGGUUAUCGGUUUUGACACCCGAGGUCAGGAGGAGAGUGGCUGCAGCAGCAUCAGGUUGGCCAAGCUAACAGCUGCCGUGAUGCUCAGCCGAGACGUCCCCGUCCAUCUGUUCUCCUCCGUUGUCCCCACACCAUAUGUGCCUUUUGCGGUGAGGAAACUGGGAGCAGCAGCUGGAGUGAUGAUCACUGCUUCUCACAAUCCCAAAGAGGACAACGGAUACAAGGUGUACUGGUGUAACGGCGCUCAGAUCUCUUCCCCCCAUGACAAGGAGGUCCUGCGCUGUAUAGAGGAGCAUCUGGAGCCGUGGAGCGCCUCCUGCUGGGACCAGGACCUGGUGGAUGGGAGCUCUUUGAGGACGGACCCUCUGAUCCACAUCAACAGCUGCUACAUGGACGAACUCGCCUCCCUCUGCUUCCACAGGAGUCUGAACAGCAGCUGUCCAUUAAAGUUCGUCCAUUCAUCUUUCCACGGAGUGGGACACUCCUUCGUCCAGGAGGCCUUCCAGGUGUUCGGGUUUGCUCCGCCCAUCCCCGUCCCUGAACAGAAAGACCCAGACCCAAACUUCUCAUCAGUCCGCUGUCCGAACCCAGAGGAGGGGGAGUCCGUUCUGGAGCUGUCCCUUCUUCUGGCAGAGCGGGAGAACGCUCGGGUUGUCCUGGCAACGGAUCCUGACGCCGACCGCUUGGCCGUGGCGGAACGGGGCGACAGGUGUGGCUGGAAGGUGUUCACAGGAAAUGAGCUGGCCGCUCUCCUGGGCUGGUGGAUGCUGUUCAACUGGAAGGAGAACCAUCCGGACCCGGCUGACACUCAGAGGGUCUACAUGCUGGCCACCAGCGUGUCGUCAAAGAUCCUGCGGGCGCUGGCUCGGGCCGAAGGCUUCCACUUCGAGGAAACGCUCCCGGGCUUUAAAUGGAUCGGGAACAGAAUCCAUGACCUUUCCAAAACUGGGAAUCAGGUCAUUUUUGCGUUCGAGGAGUCAAUAGGGUUCCUGUGUGGCAGCAUGGUUCCUGAGAAGGACGGCGUGAGCGCUGCCGUGGUUGUGGCAGAGAUGGCCGCGUAUCUUCAGAACCAGAACCUGAGUCUGAACCAGCAGCUGCACAACAUCUACACAACGUAUGGUUACCACCUGUCCAAGACCUCCUACGUGACCUGUAACGACCCCCCCACCAUCCAAAGGAUCUUCAGUCGCAUCAGGAACUUCGAGGGCGACGGUCUGUACCCGAAGGUCUGCGGCGGCCUGUGCGUCAUUCAUGUCAGAGACGUAACCACGGGAUACGACAGCAGCCACGCUGACCUCAGAUCGGUACUUCCUGUCUUGAGGAACAGUCAGAUGAUCACCUUCACUCUGCAGAAUGGCGUGGUGGCCACGCUGAGAACGAGCGGCACUGAACCAAAGAUCAAAUAUUAUGCAGAGUUCUGUGCAGCACCAGGGCAAAGUGAUGUGCGCAGACUAGAGGAGGAGCUUCAGGGGGUGACAGCCGCUCUGCUGAAUGAGUUUCUCCAGCCUGACAAGAACCAUCUGAUCAUCUAGCUCCGCCUCCUUUUCUGAUGGUGACAUCAUAUCCUGUUUGUCUGACCUGAACCCAUGCAAAGAUAAUGCAUCCAUUUUCAGCGUCACUCUGAUUUGUGUGCUUCCUGCUUCUUGCCCCUGCAACAGAAGCGCGAUGGGUAAGUUCAGCUGCCGUGUGAUUGGUCGGCGGGCUAGAGAUCAAUCAGCUCAGAGAAACAGCUGAUCAAUAAUAACAGCUGAUGAAACUGUGGCUGCAGGUGGAAUUUGUCUUUUUUAGAACCAUUUUUGUUUGAUGUUCAAACAAUAAGUUCGUUGCGUUUUAAUCCUAAAUGAAGAUGUUUUCCGUUUCCUGUUCAUUCGACACCUGCCGUCUGAUUGGUUGAUCUGAUGAGUUUUCAUUUUUAUCUGAUGAUUGUUUUGGUUUUAAUUCAGUCGUAAAAAGUUUGUUUUAAUUGUUUUUCUGUUAUUCUCGUCCGGCCACGGCUCACAGCAGUGCAUUCUGGGAGUUGAUUCCUGGAUGCUAACUAUGAAAGAUGUUGACGAAACCAGCUGACAAUCACAUGAUCAUUUCAGGCUUUUUGUUUAAGGAAACUUUUUGUGUUUGUUGCUGAAAUCAGCUGGCCGGUGCCUGACGUGCACUCUGAACUUUUUGUUUAUCAGGUUGUUUUGGAGUUAUUUAUUUUUUAUAUUUGUAUCAUAAUGCUGUUCAGUGCAACACAGUCUCUUAUUUUGGUAAAGUUCGUGCCGCUUCCUGUUUUGAACCAGCAGCUGAUCGAGUUUGUAUUGUUGCAGUUUCAGUGCUUCUCUGAUCAAAAUAAACCCAAAGUCAAAGAUUUUA